GGUCAAAGUGCAAUUUAGACACAAAAAGUGAAGGGAAAAGUGAAACGGCUUGAAGCUCCGGAGGGUUUCAGUCCAAUAGAAGAAGUGGUGGAAUCCAGUCCGAGGAGGAGGAGAAGCCGAAAAAUGGGUUGGAUAGCGGAGUCCGUCGAUUCCAUCAAAUCUCUUCAGAUCAGACAGGUCCUCACACAGGCCGUCAGCCUCGGUAUGAUAGUGACAUCUGCACUAAUAAUAUGGAAGGCUUUGAUGUGCAUUACUGGCAGUGAAUCUCCUGUUGUAGUUGUUCUUUCUGGAAGCAUGGAACCUGGCUUCAAGCGGGGUGACAUAUUAUUCUUGCACAUGAGCAAAGAUCCUAUUCGUGCAGGGGAAAUUGUCGUGUUUAAUGUUGAUGGUCGUGAAAUUCCAAUCGUCCAUCGAGUAAUAAAGGUUCAUGAACGGCAAGAUACUGGCGAAGUUGAUGUCCUCACAAAAGGGGAUAACAAUUAUGGGGAUGACCGACUUUUGUAUGCUCAUGGACAACUCUGGCUUCAGCGACACCAUAUCAUGGGCAGAGCUGUGGGGUUCUUACCUUAUGUUGGAUGGGUGACAAUUAUCAUGACUGAAAAGCCUAUUAUAAAGUAUAUACUUAUUGGGGCUUUGGGUUUGCUCGUGAUUACUUCGAAGGAUUGAUGAAUGAAGUUGAAGGUGCCGGUGGGACAAAAAAUGGUCAUUGUUAGCAACAGCUGCUAUUCUCUUGGUGGCUUUUGUCAUCCUUUCUACAUUUUUGUCCAAGGAAUAGUUCGUUUUGAAUAGAUGAAAAUGACUCAAUUGCUGUCACUGGGAUUGUUGACAUGGUUACUUAUUAACCACAGACCUGUUUAUGUUAUGAACUUGAUCACAUGAUUUCUUCAAUGUUUAGCUUAUUGGAGCUA
Molecule: messenger RNA, 908 nt
Organism: Cornus florida
Lineage: Eukaryota; Viridiplantae; Streptophyta; Magnoliopsida; Cornales; Cornaceae
Exons: 8
Coding region: 124-666 (180 amino acids)
Cellular component (GO): signal peptidase complex; membrane
Molecular function (GO): serine-type endopeptidase activity
Source: RefSeq, a predicted model, not a curated record